This is a messenger RNA of Rattus rattus (black rat), 932 nucleotides long. It is a transcript of the gene Fam107a, whose product is annotated as family with sequence similarity 107 member A. The coding region runs from base 240 to 674 and encodes 144 amino acids. The record is from RefSeq and is a predicted model, not a curated record. Gene Ontology annotation, biological process: actin filament bundle assembly; actin filament polymerization; regulation of actin cytoskeleton organization. The transcript has 4 exons. Lineage: Eukaryota; Metazoa; Chordata; Mammalia; Rodentia; Muridae. Gene Ontology annotation, cellular component: stress fiber; neuron projection; synapse.
ACGGCCACUCACCAAGUAAAAUAACGGUUUCUAUAGCAACAGUUCUUUUUCAUUGCUAUCAGAAUAAAUGGGAAUGCAAAACUGCCUCCCGUCUUGGGGGUUUAAGGCCCGCCCUUUGGGGGUGGCUGCCUCAGCCAUCUGGGACUGGCUUAGCACUCCCUAAGUCUGAAACCUGCAGAGGACCUCGCAGCCCAGACACUGCCGAGGAGCUCACAGCCCGGGACCUGUAGAGAACCGCCAUGUACUCAGAGAUCCAGAGGGAGCGGGCUGACAUCGAGGGACUCAUGGCCAGGCCAGAGUACAGAGAGUGGAAUUCAGAGCUCAUCAAACCCAAGAAGCUGCUAAACCCUGUGAAGGCCUCUCGAAGCCAUCAGGAGCUGCACCGUGAGCUGCUUAUGAACCACAAAAGGGGCCUGGGUAUGGACCGCAAGCCAGAACUGCAGCGGGUCCUGGAGCACCGUCGCAGGAAUCAGCUGAUCAAAAAGAAGGAGGAGGAGCUGGAGGCCAAGCGGAUGCAGUGCCCCUUCGAGCAGGAGCUGCUGAGAAGGCAGCAGAGACUGAACCAGCUGGAAAACCCACCACAGAGAGAAGAGGACCAUGCCCCUGAGUUCAUCAAAGUCCGGGAAAACCUGCGCAGAAUCACCACCCUGGCCAGCGAAGAGAGAGCACUGUAGAGUUUCAUCCACUCAGCAGCUCCUGCACUCACUCUGGCCCAGCCCUCCUGAACCUGAGGACCCUAGCCCACAAUGAUGCCAGCAAGGCACGCCUGAAAGCUAUCCCUGGGAAACUGAAACCCCCCCCCCGCACCCCACAGGAAAAGUGUCUGGACUUUUCUGAGCACCUAGCAUUCCUGCACCAAGAGGAAGCCACUACCAGGAAAGACCUCCAGAGGUGCCAUUCCUGAUCUGACUCACUGAGACUUCCCCGCAGAA